This is a messenger RNA of Bicyclus anynana (squinting bush brown), 2921 nucleotides long. RefSeq names its product probable cytochrome P450 49a1. Gene Ontology annotation, molecular function: iron ion binding; oxidoreductase activity, acting on paired donors, with incorporation or reduction of molecular oxygen; heme binding. Bases 205 to 1827 code for a protein of 540 amino acids. NCBI's taxonomy places the organism in Eukaryota, Metazoa, Arthropoda, Insecta, Lepidoptera, Nymphalidae. The record is from RefSeq and is a predicted model, not a curated record. The transcript has 10 exons.
UUGCCAACACUACUUUUGUACGCGCGGCGUUGGAUGCACGCAUUGACUACCCGCGCGAGGAAUCGAAUACCGGUCACCGCCCGCUACCAAUAAAUAAAUAAAAACUUUAUUAAUAAUAAUAAAUAAAAAAAACUUUAUAAAUAAAAUGCUCAGUGUAUUGUGAACUUGUGUGAUUGUGAAUACGUGGAUUAAACAUUUGCAAAAAUGUCCUCAUCGGUGAUGGCCCGUCACUGCCUUUUGUCCCGGCCGACGCGUCGGCAGCUGUCGACGUCGGCGUCCCGGCGCACGUCCACCUCGCCGCAGAGACGCAACGUGGCGGCGCCGGCACUCAGCGCCAGCUACAAGAGAUUCACCGACAUCCCCGGCCCCAUCGCCCUGCCCAUGAUGAGACACCAUGCUCACGUUCUACCCAGAAUAGGUUGUUUCCACCACACCGUCGGCCUGGGUCUUCUGGAAGGACUGCGCGAACGAUACGGCGACCUGGUGCGACUCGCCAAAGCAUCCAGGUCACGACCAGCGCUAUACGUCUUCGAUCCUGAGCUUAUGAGAGAGGUAUACGUGAGCAAUGUCACCGAAUCUCCGCAGUGGGCGGGGUCGCCCUUGGCCGAACAGAGGCAGAACGCAGACACGCAGUGCCCAAUGCACAAAGAUGAGAUCAAGGCCAUUUGGCCGGCUCUGAGGACUCUGCUCCAAGAUGGCGCCCUGCUCAGGAAUUACGACCAAGCGUUUGACGAUAUUGCCGCUGACGUCACACGGAGGUUAGCCGAACUACGGCACGCAGAGAAUGCUCUCAACGAAGAAAUAGAGACGGAGGUGUACAGAUGGGCGAUAGAGGCGAUCGGCGUCAUGAUAUACGGAAUCCGCCUUGGCUGCCUCGAGGGCGGCGCCCAUGUUCCUACGCCAGACAAUAGGAAACCAGAGAAAACUUCAAUGGACGAUGACAUUCAAGAUUUGUGCUCACUUUCAAAACGGUGUCUUGAAGGAUUAACUCCAGCUGAAAAGUUGGUUCGAUGCUCGCUGGAUAUUGGGAAAGAGAGCUAUUUAGUGAGAAGUGAACACACUUUGAAGCCCGAAUCGUGCUCCUUCAAUGAUGCUUUGAAAGCUUUUGACAAUCAUUUUAGUUUAAACGACCAUUUCCUCACGAAAGCGCUGAAGGAACUCAACAACGGACAACUGAGACCAGAACAAAUCUUAUUGGACAAACUGAAGCCGCUGGAGAGGCGGAUGCUGCCUUUGGCUGCAGACGUGUUCUUAGCUGGAGUAGAUCCUCUCGCACAGACUGCAAUCAGCAUGUUCUACCAACUAUCUCUAAACGCGGCUAGGCAGCAGAAGGCUCACGACGAAGUCAUCUGGGCGAAGGCGUCUAGGGAGGAGGGCAUUGAUGUCCAGGAGCUGCCCUUCAUAUCGGCGUGCGCCAGGGAGGCGCUGCGACUGUACCCGGCCACAGGAGGAGUUGUGAGGAGGAGUAGGGAGGAACUGGUGGUCGGAGGAUAUGAAGUUCCUGCUGGGGUUGACAUAAUCCUCGCGCAUGGUGUUUCAAGCAAGGUGGAGAAAGAAUGGGGUCGCGCCAACUCCUUUAUACCAGAACGGUGGUGCAACGAAGGCUGGGGGCCCUUGAAUGCAUCUAGAGCCCAUCCAUUCUCGUCAAUGCCGUUUGGGCAAUCUUGCCCGGCAACUGGUAUAGUCGGCAAGUUGCUGUCAAGUCUCGCAACUCGAGUAUUAGAUAAGUAUAGGUUAGAAUGGCACGGGCCUUUGCCUAACAUGGUGACCAAUGGAGUGAAUAAAAUUCAAUCGCCCUACUAUUUUGUGUUGCAGAAUGCUGGUUAAUUAUUUGUACUACUUAGAUACUUACUAAAACAUUAUCUUCUCCCACAUUCCCAAUAUACUUUAUAAAACGAACUUUAUACUUGUAGAUCACACCUAGAAAUAUAUCUUCAAUGUUUAAAUAAAGAUGCUAUAUAAAUGGGGGGGAGCGAUUUUCGACGCGCACGACUUCAUACCCGCGCAGUCCUUCCCAUAGUUAGUGGCAUAUUCCUAAAGUCACGUCUGUAAUUUGUCUUUACUUAACACUUCAAGAAUUUUGCCGUAGCAAACAAAGUAUGGCUGGUUUUGUAGGUAUUCGUAAACGGAAUAAGUAUUUCUAUUUUAGUAACUGAGGUAGGUACCUACCAAGGCACCGUAAAUAUACCGUAAACUAUUCUGAUGAAACUGCCUAAAUACUGUAGUGCAUCGGGUAUGUUUGCCGACGCCAAAGUACAGGGUUGUUUCGCGAUCAUCAGAUCGCGAACUGCGGCUUUUUGGUUCCGUCUCCGGAAUUCUCGAAAUGAAAUCCUCGGCGUAUGCUCCGAGUGCCCUGAAAACCCUAUCCUAAAGUAUUGGCUUACCGUGCAUCGCGACUGAAACAGGAAAUAAAAAAUGAUUGCUCUCCUAGAGAAAUGUCGUAACGUACCAAAUAGUUUAAUAUUUAUAUUAUUCGGUUCUUUACUGUAAACUUAUUACUUAAUUAAUUAAUUACUUUUAUUUAUUUGUAUUUGUAUAUUUUAAAUGGGUUCUUAGCCUGAAAUAAAGACAUAUUAUUAUUAUUAUACAUGUCCAUUAAGAUUUGUUCAGUGAUUCUUGCAUUGUAUAUUACAUAGAAAGACCAGCAUCUCGAAAGAAAUAAAUUUUAUAAGACUUGAAAACACGUUCACGGCAAUGUGAAAUGACUCUCAGUGAGAUUAGUUAUCAAGAGCAGCUAUCAGAACAAUGUCACCCUUGUAACUGAAACUACACUAGUUUUAGACGUUUUCGUUAUUAAGCCUCAUCAAAGUUACUACAUUCCAUAGAUGUGUGUACCUACAACUCGAAAAAACGGACUCCUUAUGUGACCGUAUUCGCUAAAAAAAAAAUAAAAAUAAAAUAAAAAAAAAAAAAAAAAAAAA